AUGUUGAGGCAUUUUCAGCGCGAUGUGCGUGGUGGAAGCUCCUCCCGACGCAAACUUCCGCGCUCUGUUGUCGGUGAGCGCUCUGAGGAGGGUAGCGGUACGUCGAAGGACCCUUUUGUACUUUCCCUGCGAGAGAUCCCGAAUAGGAGUGGAUGUUACCACUGCGUUGAGGAUUGCUGUGAAUGCCUCUGGAUAACGGAGCUGUUGGCAGUUUGUUAUGGGUCUUUGCCAACAAGAAGGCAAGUGAUGACGUAUCGGAAGAGGGAACGGUGCGCCAAGUCUAUUCUUCCUCCGUUUGUUGCCCGAAUCGUGAGAGUUGCGAAGAUCUCCUCGCAGGACACGUUCUACGAUUUGGGCUGUGGAAAUGGAAGUGUUCUCUUUCAGGUUGCGUUGCUGACGGGGGCUCGUUGCGUUGGUGUGGAGAUUAAUGAGCGAAAUGCAACUGUUGCGCAGGAUGCAUGGCGCCGUCUUCGGCCAAUGAUUGAGGCGCGACGCGGGGAGCCGGUGGAGGUUGAAAUUAUUUGCGCGGAUUUUUGUUCCCUCAUGCGGGAUGAGAAGUUCUUUGGGUCAUCUCCAGUGAUUUGGGCGGCCAACCUCCUCAUGCCGGGGCCUGUGAACCACUACCUCUCCGAGCGAUUUCGUCUGCUCCCGAAGGGAAGUCGUGUGCUGUGUUUAGAGGACCUGUACCCGCAUGGCAGGUCGGUGGCGAAGUUCCGGGAUCCGGAUGCAUUCGAGAUGUUUGCCAUGACGGACUUUAAGUGGCAGACGAAGAGUGUGGAAUGGUGUGACACGGAGGGUCCUUUUUCCAUGUACACGAAACGCACGUGA
Trypanosoma cruzi is the source of this 828-nucleotide messenger RNA. RefSeq lists its product as uncharacterized. The transcript has a single exon. The coding region runs from base 1 to 828 and encodes 275 amino acids. NCBI's taxonomy places the organism in Eukaryota, Euglenozoa, Kinetoplastea, Trypanosomatida, Trypanosomatidae. Gene Ontology annotation, cellular component: nucleus. Gene Ontology annotation, biological process: DNA repair; DNA damage checkpoint signaling; regulation of transcription regulatory region DNA binding. Gene Ontology annotation, molecular function: histone H3K79 methyltransferase activity. The record is from RefSeq and is a predicted model, not a curated record.